Messenger RNA from Miscanthus lutarioriparius, 516 nucleotides. The record is from the annotation of a GenBank genome assembly. NCBI's taxonomy places the organism in Eukaryota, Viridiplantae, Streptophyta, Magnoliopsida, Poales, Poaceae.
AUGGAGUCCGCCCGACGCUACCGAACUUCGGAGGGCACGGACUCUGUUGUGGCCAUGGAGUCCGUCGAUGCGCUCGACUUCGUCGACGUGGUGCCGGACUCCGUCGAGGAGGUGCCGGACUCCGACGUGGUGCUACCGGACUCCAUCGAGGUACUGCCGGACUCCGACCAGCUGGACGAGGUGGUGCACUGUCCUCGCUGCGGCACGUUCCAUGCCGGCGGCGUCUUCGGCGAAGCAUGCUACGAAGCUCGUCGCGAAGCUCGCAGGUGUGCCCGUUGUGGCCUUUUACAUGAGGACUACAAUCUCGCAGCAAGGGUGUGCGAUAAGAUGGAAAAAUUUGAUUGUGAGGUGUAUAUUCCUGAUGUGCACGAACUUCAAAUGAGAGGUGACACAAUUCUUCUUCCUGAGCACGUAAUGAAGAAGCUGGACGAACAAUACAAUAUGAAGAAACUGGAAGAACAAAAGCUGAAGCAACUGGAGUCACAAGCUAACGACGAGUGCAUACAGGAUCAGUAA